Tripterygium wilfordii is the source of this 1193-nucleotide messenger RNA. RefSeq lists its product as uncharacterized. The record is from RefSeq and is a predicted model, not a curated record. The transcript is spliced from 3 exons. The coding region runs from base 65 to 757 and encodes 230 amino acids. Lineage: Eukaryota; Viridiplantae; Streptophyta; Magnoliopsida; Celastrales; Celastraceae.
UGAUGGCACGGGUGAGGAACAAUAUUAGGGUAUAUCGAUCUUCAAAACAAGUGGUCGGUUUUUGAUGCAAGGUGAAUAUAAGGAAUUGAGUGUAUUAGAGCAUAUGCAAGCUCACUUUUAUGUGCUUAAAAAUUGUGAAGAUGUUAAUCCGUGGGUUGAAGAACACAUGGAUGAGCUCCUGAGACAAAGUUCUAGGAAUGUAGAGAAGAGACACCAAGAGCAAUUCGCCACUUGGUUUGAAAAGCGUGUUACUCAAUUACGCAAGGAAAAUGAUGAACGUGCACAUGAUCAAUUGUUUUCAUUGGCUCGAGGACCAGAUAGACGUGUUACAUUUUAUAAAGGAUAUAUCACGAAGGGGUUUAGAUUCCAUACAAAAGAACGUGAGUUGUCCUUAAAAACCCAAAACAGUGGUGUUAUUGUCAAAGGUGAUGAACUCACAGGUAGUGUUGAUUACUAUGGUGUCAUAAAGGAUAUCAUUGAACUUGAAUAUUUUGGAGAAAAUAGAGUUGUGCUAUACAGGUGUGAUUGGUUUGAUGUUCCACCACAAGGUAGGAAUCAAACUAGGGGAUACAAUAAAGAUGACUUUGGAUUUAUCACUCUUGAUAUGACUCGUAUUUGCUAUCAAAAUGAGCCUUUUGUUCUAGCGAGUCAAGCUGAUCAAGUAUAUUAUGUGAAAGGAAUAAAAAACUCGAGUUGGCAUACUGUGGUUAAGGUAAAACCUCGAAAUUUGUAUGAUGUGCCUGAAUUAGAGAAGUGAUGGCAAGACAACAACGUUGAGACACUCUAUGAGCCAUACCAACAUAAUGAAUUGGCAAGCACAAUGUAUAUUUCAAGUUGUUCUACUGCCUUUACUGAAGACGUGAUUGAUUUGCAAAGAAAUGAUAUGGAGGGAUCAAGCAUCAUGACAAAUACUUUAAGUGGACAAGAAGAUGGUGAUGAAAGUGAUUAUGAUACUGACUCUUCAAGUAAUGAUGUUGAGAUUGCUACAAUGGAUGAUGAGUAAGAGAAGAGUGGUGGGAAAAUUAUUUGGGUCUGAUCAUGUGUGUAAAAGAAGCUUUGGAUCACCUUUGAAAACUUCUAUUGUAAAAAGUCAGAAGAGUGCUAGGCUUUUAAAUAAGAGAGAGUGCUGCAAAUUUUUUGUUAUAGACUUAUGACAUUUUUCUGUGAAGAAAUAUUGGUAUUGUAAAUUUGGC